Messenger RNA from Mollisia scopiformis, 1569 nucleotides. RefSeq names its product galactose-binding like protein. The record is from RefSeq and is a predicted model, not a curated record. NCBI's taxonomy places the organism in Eukaryota, Fungi, Ascomycota, Leotiomycetes, Helotiales, Mollisiaceae. The coding region runs from base 1 to 1569 and encodes 522 amino acids. The transcript has 2 exons. Gene Ontology annotation, molecular function: dipeptidyl-peptidase activity.
AUGGCACCACAGGAAAGGGGAUGGGUCAACUUAUUCGUCGACCGCUUCGUUGGAUGGUGGUCCGGUCUACCCGGAGAGUCGUGCAGCUAUACUGUAGAGAAACUGCGCAUUCCAGUGGGACAUGUCCAUCUAGCCGCCAAUCUGUACCACCCCACAAUACCCAAGCCAUAUGGUACUAUUCUUGUCCGUACAUCUUGUGGUAUUGGGCCCUUGAUGGCUCUAGGCCAUGCGCGGAUGUUUGCAUCUCGAGGAUAUCAAGUCCUACUCGCCGCCUGUCGAGGGACAGAUCCGUCUGACGGCCAAGAAGUCAGUAUGGGGGUCCAUGAAGCGUCUGACGGACUCGCCACUGUCUCAUGGAUGCGGGAGCAAUCUUGGUACACGGGCUCGUUCGGUACCAGUGGGCCCCAUGACUUUGGCAGGUUCAUCUGGGGAACUGGAGCGAUGGAAAGUCAUGCUGUGGCUUGGACCGACUUGAUGACAAGUUCAAAACGAGGCAUUAUCCCUGGGCCAGCAUAUAUCAAGAAGCAGCCCGAGAUUCUCCGUCCUGUCUAUGAUAGUGUUCCCUUGUCGGAAGGUCUUGAUAAACAUUUUCAACAUGAUACUCCAAACUUCCUUCGAUUGUUCAAUACACACCCCGAUCCAUCGGACCCGGUUUAUAAGGACUUGAGUCAACAUACUGCACUCCAGCGUGCGAAGAUCCCCAUCCUACAAUUUACUGGAUGGAAGGAUAUCGGCCUACCCAGUGUCACGGAGCAGUACAAAGCAUUAUCCGAGCGUGGUGUUUCGACAUUCAUGACUAUGGGGAACUGGUCUCAUCUUGGCGCACAAAGAGGAACCACAAUUGCAGAAGGUUUCAAAUUCAUCGAAAAGUACCUUGCCAAUCGUGGAGAAGGGUUCAGAACCUCACCAGUACGGGCGUUUUUCACAGGAUCAGAAGAGUGGAGGGAUCUUCCAGCCUGGCCACCUAGUCCAACUUCGACUGAUGAGCUUUACUUUGGCCCUGGAGGAAUUCUAUCUCGGGACUUACCUUCCGAAUCUACUCAAGAUUCGACGUUCAGAUUUGACCCGAAAGAGCCAAUCGCAAACAUUGGUUUGCCACGUCCAUUCGACGACAUGAUCCCGGCCAACUACGAAGACACUUCCCUAGCUGAACGUUCCGAUGUCGUCGUUUUUACCUCCACGCCACUGGACUCUGACCUCGAGGUCUGCGGCGAGCCGACUGUCGAACUACACCAUUCCAGUGACUAUCCGCAUGUGGAUCUCCUGAUCCGACUAAGCGAGGUUGACAACAAUGGUAGAUCCAAUCGGAUCAGCGACGUAUACAAGCGUCUAGACCCAGCACGAGAGAGUGGUCCGUUGACGUUCAAGCUUAGCGCCUGCGCGCAUAAGUUUCGUCGGGGCAAGAGGAUCCGUGUAAUAAUAGCAGGAGGAGCGCAUCCUGCUUAUAUCCGUAACUUGGGUACGGGAGAAAAUCCUGGGCUGGGAACAUCGAUGCAGGCAGUGUUGCACACGAUCCAUCAUUCCGCUAAUGCUGCAUCGAGCUUGAAACUACCUAUACUCUCUGCGUAG